AAAGCAUUUCCACUUAGACAGAACUUUCUUGCAUGCACCUACCGUCUCUAUGUUUAUUUAAAUACACAGAAGGCCACAAAGUCCUUAAUCAUGAGGAAUGGAGAAAGUCAGUGGCUUUCUACUUGGGUAUGGGAAAAAGACUACGUCAAGCGUGAACCUGUCAAAGCCUUAAACUCUUUUCUGCUAUAAAUACACAAAGCUUCCUUGCUAUUGUCCUCACAACUCAAUCUCCAGAGCCAACAAGGGAUUACUGUAAUACUAACUAGUGCGUAUUUAGGAAUGAGCAAGAUGGCAGCCAACGCCCUUGUAUCCAUCAUCUUCUUGGCUGUGGCUCUCUCUCUGGCCUCUGCUUCUGAUCCCAGUUCCCUGCAGGACUUUUGUGUUGCUUUUAAUGACACCGAGGAAGCUGUGUUCGUGAAUGGAAAAGUCUGCAAAGACCCAAAGCUUGCUUCAGCCGAUGAUUUCUUCUUUUCGGGACUUAAUGUGCCUGGGAACACAUCGAACCGGCUUGGCUCUAGUGUCACGCUAGUAAAUGUUGAUAAAUUAGCUGGACUAAACACCCUCGGUAUCUCAAUAGCACGUCUUGAUUUUGCACCCUAUGGUCUCAACCCUCCGCACACACAUCCCCGUGCCACCGAGCUUCUCACUGUCUUGGAAGGAACCCUCUAUGUUGGUUUCGUUACUUCUAAUCCAGAUAACCGCUUGAUCACAAAGGUUCUUUGCGCGGGCGAUGUUUUCGUGUUUCCAGAAGGACUCAUUCACUUCCAAUUCAAUGUUGGGAAAACAAACGCAGUGGCCAUUGCUGGACUAAGCAGUCAAAACCCAGGAGUCAUUACUAUUGCAAAUGCAGUCUUCGGUUCAAAGCCACCUAUCUCUUCUGAUGUUCUAACCAAGGCCUUCCAAGUGGACAAGAAAGUAAUCAACUAUCUUCAAGCUCAGUUCUGGAUGGACAACAAUAACUAAGAAGACUUAUCACACCUAAUAGUUAUUAGAGUAUGUCUUUUUAAAUUAUUCCCUGGUGUAUUUGUUGAAUAAGCAAUUGUCAUGCCUUGACAAUUCCAAAAUAUAAUAAAGAGUCUUGUUGUGUAUCAA
Molecule: messenger RNA, 1092 nt
Organism: Malania oleifera
Lineage: Eukaryota; Viridiplantae; Streptophyta; Magnoliopsida; Santalales; Ximeniaceae
Product: putative germin-like protein 2-1
Exons: 2
Coding region: 280-963 (227 amino acids)
Cellular component (GO): cell wall
Molecular function (GO): manganese ion binding
Source: RefSeq, a predicted model, not a curated record